AUGGAAAAAGUCGUAAACAAAACAGUCAACGCAUUAACACGACUUGGUAAUCAUUUGGAACGACGUUUAUCUACUGGAAAUGAUGAUGAACAUCCAACUUAUGAAUCAUAUGAGCAACAUGAGGCGUUUUCUGGCUCUGGAUCUGCAUUUCGGCGACCACUAGAUAAAAAACCUGCUAAAAGUGAUUAUGCAUCAAGGAAAUUAAAUAAAUUUUCCUCAGACAAUCUAGCUGCUAGUCCUUCUGGUAGUAGCAGUUUCAAUAAUUAUCGACAAACUCCGAUAGAUCGUUUGAAUCGACCUCCGUAUGGAACUGGAAUAGGUGCUCCAUUAGCUUACGGUUAUCAAGGAGCAUCAGGGGCUCAACAAUUCGGCGGUAUGUCAGGAGAUGGGCAAUACGGUGGUAUGUCAGGAGGUGGACAAUUCGGUGGUAUGUCAGGAGGCGGACAAUUCGGUGGUAUGUCAGGAGGCGGACAAUUGGGUAAUGGUGCUGGUAACGUAGGUUAUGCUCCAGAUUACUACAUUGCCGAACGACGACAACUUGAAUUAGUCCCUGCUCCAAAACCACGAAUUAUCCGUCAGGAAGUUCGUGUGCCUUAUCCUGUCGAUCGUCCUGUACCUCAACCAUAUGCUGUUAAAGUACCUCAACCAUAUCCUGUUGAUCGACCUGUUCGUGUUCCUGUACCUCAACCUUAUCCUGUUGAUCGACCUGUACCUUAUCCAGUAGCAGUUCCCUCACCACCGGUUCAAGUUCCUGUACCUGUUCCUACACCAGUACCGUGCUAUAUACCUGUCCCAGUACCAGUGCCAUCACCUCCUCCAAGUCCUGUUAUGGUUGAAAAUUCAGUUACUUAUACUCAACGCUGGAUUCAACAAGACCGUCAAGCGGUCGGUUCACCACAAAUGUUUCAACAACAACGUCAAAUGGCUGGUUCACCACUAAUGUUUCAACAAAAUCAACAACGUCAAAUGGCCGGUUCACCAGUGAUGUUUCAACAAAAUCAACAACAACAACAACGUCAAAUGGCUGGUUCGCCAAUGAUGUUUCAACAAAAUCAACAACCUCAGUACUCUGGUAUGGGGAUGAACCCAUGUUGUUUACCCUAUGGUAGUGGUGCUUAUCAACAAUAA
Molecule: messenger RNA, 1128 nt
Organism: Adineta steineri
Lineage: Eukaryota; Metazoa; Rotifera; Eurotatoria; Adinetida; Adinetidae
Source: the annotation of a GenBank genome assembly